AUUUCUGUAGUUGCUAAGGAGAGUUUGAAUGAUGCGGAUUACUUGGUGGUGGUGUUCAUGGCUCAUGGGAAUUUGAACAAUGAUCAGACUUGGUUCCUCAGAACCAAGGAUGGUAAAUUUUAUGUGAAAGAUUUAUUGGAGCUCUUCAAUCCGAAGAAUUGCCCGUCGUUGAGCAACAAACCUAAACUCUUUAUUGUACAGGCUUGCGAGGGUGAAAAGGAGGACGAAGGGCAUCUCCAUAGAGAUGGUCUCGAAUUGGAUGGUCCCGGGGACCAUUACUACAUUCCGACCUAUGCGGACUUCCUCUUAGCUAAGGCUUCUGUGCAAGGGUACACGGCCUACCGUACGCUUCCGGUACCUGGAUAUCCCAAGCUAGGAGGUUCCCAGUACAUCAGGACCUUGUGUGAUGUUCUGGAAAAGGAACAUAAGAAGGAAGACUUGCUGGGGAUGUUGACCUUGGUGGGAGACCGGGUGGCUGAUUAUGGAAACAAUGGCUGCAAGAAGCAAAUGCCCUCCUUCAUCUCCACCCUAAGGAGACGUAUCUACUUCAAUGUCUGA
Messenger RNA from Darwinula stevensoni, 558 nucleotides. NCBI's taxonomy places the organism in Eukaryota, Metazoa, Arthropoda, Ostracoda, Podocopida, Darwinulidae. The record is from the annotation of a GenBank genome assembly.